This is a messenger RNA of Marchantia polymorpha subsp. ruderalis, 5274 nucleotides long. The record is from the annotation of a GenBank genome assembly. NCBI's taxonomy places the organism in Eukaryota, Viridiplantae, Streptophyta, Marchantiopsida, Marchantiales, Marchantiaceae.
UAGGAAACGCGAUUAUUUCCAUCAGAUAAGGAGUGGUCGUCUCUCACUAACCGCACAGACAAGUUCGUACCGGUGGACGAGCGAAGGCUAAGCCCAGCCAACCCAACCCAACCCAAGCCCAGUCAGGCCUGAGCGAAGGAUCAGCGAAAGACCAGCAACGCUAAGGUAAGCCCCCGCCCGACGAAAGAAAAAAUAAUCAAGCUCCAAAUCAGGAUCGAGGUCAGCCAACUUAAUUAUUCUAAGACAGGCCGAGCUAACCAUAGUAAAUAGAUGAGGAGGGACGAUCCGAAACAAGGCCAGAAGCAAAGGAAUUAUGAAGGAGGGAAGAUAUUGUUCAGAGUGCAGGUUUGAGCUUUCUGCAGAUCGACGAAGCGAGCACAUUACUGCGCCGCACGAUGCAACAAAUCGAUGCAAUGAGGCGGAAAUAUUCGCAUAUGCCCGAUUCGAGGAGCAAGCGUAGAUACCGAGUGUGGUAGCGGAGCUGAUUUGCGCGGAGUAAAUAAUCGCCAUGUUCUUCUGAGAGAGGAGCAGGAGUCGAGGUUGGACAUGACGCGCACGGGCAGAGGACCGGGAAGCAGAAGGUGUGGUUGAUGUCAGCAUCGAGCAAGAAAGAAAGAGAGAGAGAGAGAGAGAGAGAGAGAGGGGAAGCGAGAAUCGUCGUGAAUCGAACUUAUCUGAAUUGUUCGGACGUUUUUUUAACACGGAGAAUGUGCGAUAAGAGGAGCAUGGCGGGAUGUGGUCGAGUCUUGAGGGUAUGAGGAUUGCCGGAGGGCUUAUGGCUGCGGUAGGGGAUGAGACGCUUCAUGUCGUGGCCGCCGUGUGGCGAGAAUUGUGAUGGCUACGUGAGAGGUUCUAUUUUGCUAGAAGUGCGUGUUCAGGAGGCGUGUGGAGAUGCAUUUUGAUUCUCGUGCUGGUGAAUUAUGUGACCCCUGGUGGAGUUGAGCGAGAAGGAUUCUUGGCUUUCACAAUGGUCGGGAUUUUAGUGCACUCUGUGCCCGUAUGGCGGAGCUCGGAUGGACUUCUGAGUCCAGCUGCUUGUUGCUCUCCCUUGCAGAGUCGCAGCUCCACUAGGUUACUGCUGAGGAAGACCCAAGGCCACAAGAUUCUUUCAAGUAGAUACGGUCUUUGGAGGGAGGGCAGGCUCUUGCACGCUUCCAUAUCACCGUUAGAUUUUUCUGAGGGGACAAUGGUUUACGUAGGCGACACCUUAUUUUCUUCGUCUUCGAUUUUUUUACACUCGUCCGGGCAUCGGUGGAGAAACAAGAUGAAUUUUGUCUGUGCUGCUCGUGCAGCGACGAGGAUUGAGGGAACGAGAUUCAACAGAAAUUGUGGAGGUUCAGUCAGGAGUAUGUCAUGGUACUCUGAGACACUAGCGGAUCUUGUAGGAGGGUCACCAGCCUCACUACAAUUUUUGAACCAGUAUAGGAAGCCGAGUCUUAUCUCUCGGACUAUGCUUCGAUCCUCCAAUCAGCAAUUCGAGACUUCUACAGAUGGCUUUUCAAAACCUUCACAACCAUCAUUAUUAUCGUCUAGAAAUUCAGGAAAGAAACCUGAUAUAGAAAGCUCUCAGGGUUCUGGAAAAUUGCCCUCUGCAGCUAGAUCUACUCGCAGCGAGGCGCCACUUAAGGGAAGUAAUAGGAGUAGCAUGGAGAGCGGCAGUCAUCUUCACAAUUCCGAGCUCAUUGAAGGGCAAGAAUUUAGUCGGGUGUCACCGAAAGCUUCGAAAUCCGAAGGCAAUCUCCCUAGGUCCUCAAAACAGUCAUCUAGAUCAUCUGAAAGUGUUCUGGAAGGAACGAAUUCUUAUCAUAGGAAGUCAUCAGAAAAUGCUCCGUCUCCUAGAGCCCCCUACUUCAAAACUAAUAGUGCAUCUUACAAGGCGCAGAUCCUACAAGCGGCUAAGAACAAGAAGCAAGCAGCCACAAGUUUUACUAGUGUAUUGCCUAGUGCGAAGGAAACUCCUUCUAAUAAGGGUUCUGCAACAAAUUCUAGAAAUAGUCAGAGGUCAGUGUCUUCCUCGAAAAACUCUCAAAACCCCCCAAGUAUGUUAAAUAGGUAUAGGAGAACACCUUUUCCCUCAGAAACUCCAGAAUCGAAGUCAUCUAGGGGCACCGAGCAAUUAGUUGUUGCAGACAAUAAUGGACGGUUACCUAAUUCGGGAUAUUUUUCAGCAACUAGUGAUUCGUCAGUUGUGGGCAUUACUGUUUCCUCGUCUCCAGGUCUUCCAGCUACUGGCAUUUCAUCUCCGGAUUUGGUAUGGCCAGGGACCUCGGCUGAUUCCCUUGAUAGCAAAAAUAUCGCAGCUGAAAGAACAGAUCUUUCAUCGGCUUCGGAACACAUAGCUUCCAAUCCGUCAACUGUCCGACGUAAUUCAAGGAAAGAAUCUGGCUCAGCAGUUACAGGAACUGAGUCACUUGAUCGCCUUCAUCAGCAGUUGGAGGAUCAAUCAAAGGGAAGUGGCAGCAAGGCCAUCCUUCAGAAGCCGUUGGGAGCUGAAGAAGCGAAUAGGUUAAAGGAUCGGCUGAUUGCGCAGAAACGUAAAGGCAUGCAGGCCAUACAACAAAAAAUCUCACAAGGCAGACAGUCUCGUGGUGAUGACGACGAAUUCUCCUGUUCUGUUGACCCUGAUACCCUGAUACUUGGGGAGUAUGUAGUACACAAGAGAGUCGGCGUUGGGAAGUUUAUUGGAUUGAAGUUUGAGGUUCCACCAGGUAAAGAGAGGCCAGCGAAGUACAUCUAUCUCAAGUACGCGGAUGGAAUUGCGAAAUUAAAAGCAAAACAAGCGCAACGUCUUCUUUACCGAUAUCAUCUUCCAGGAGAGACAGGAAGGGCGCCAACUCUGAGCAAGCUGAAGGAUCCGAGCUUAUGGGAGAAGAGAAAAAGCAAGGGGAAAAUUGCAAUACAAAAGUUGGUAGUAAAUAUGAUGGAGUUGUAUAUCCAUAGGCUCAAGCAGUCUCGACCUCCCUAUCCCGUGAAUUCUCCUGCAAUGGCGGCAUUUGCGGCAAAGUUUCCUCACGUACCCACACCAGACCAGCAGCAGGCUUUUAUAGAUGUGGAAAAAGACAUGACAGAGCGUGACCUUCCCAUGGACAGACUAAUAUGUGGAGAUGUUGGGUUCGGGAAGACAGAAGUAGCUUUACGAGCUAUAUUGAUUGCUGUGAUAGCAGGCAAGCAAGUUAUGGUGUUAACGCCUUCAACCGUUUUAGCCAAGCAACAUUUUGAAACUAUUCGAGAUCGGUUUGCAGGUUUUCUCGGAAUCAAGGUGGCCCUGCUGUGUAGAUUUCAGAAAGAGACAGAAAAGAAGGAUUUAAUAGUCGGGAUUCAUGAUGGAAGCCUAAGUAUCGUUGUUGGUACACAUGCCCUUCUUGGCAAUCAAAUUAAAUACAACAACCUAGGGCUUCUGGUCAUCGACGAGGAGCAGAGGUUCGGGGUGAAACAAAAGGAAAAAAUUACCUGCCUCAAAACCACUGUAGACGUUCUUACACUUUCGGCUACUCCAAUUCCACGCACUCUUUACCUGGCCAUGAGUGGAUUCAGAGAUGCGAGUCUUUUGACAACACCACCACCAGAGAGACGGCCAAUUCAAACACACUUGUUGGAAUACAAUCAAGAAACGGCAAGAAAAGCUAUACAGUUCGAGCUAGAUCGAGGAGGCCAGGUGUUUUACGUCGUGCCUCGAGUCAAAGGAAUCGAGGAGUUGCAGGAUCUCGUGCAAGGACAAUUUCCGGAUAUCAAAGUGGCUAUCGCCCACGGAAAGCAAUCGGCUUCUGCGCUAGAGGAAGCAAUGGAGAACUUUUGUGAAGGAGAGACGAAGAUUCUUCUUUGCACCAACAUAAUAGAAAGUGGCCUUGACAUCCGGAUGGUGAAUACUAUCAUUGUCGAAGAUGUCCAUCUCUUUGGGCUCGCACAGCUUUAUCAGCUUCGCGGCAGGGUAGGUAGAGCUCAACGAGAAGCUCAUGCGUAUCUCUUCCAUCCGCACAAGUCCUUACUCACUGAUGAAGCUUUGGAACGAUUGGUGGCUCUCGAAGACUGCUGUGACCUCGGCCAAGGAUUUCAACUAGCGGAACGUGAUAUGGCUAUCAGAGGAAUUGGAAGCUUGUUUGGAGAACAGCAGAGUGGCGAUGCAGCCAAAAUCGGCAUUGAUCUCUACUUUGAAAUGCUUCUGGAAGGUCUCUCGAAGGUGGACAACCAACGGCUACCUCAAGUCGAUUAUGACGAUGUCCAGUUGGAACUUGGAUUGGACGUGCACAUACCGAGUGAAUAUAUCAAAAGAAGUGAAGAACGUGAGGACGUUUUGAAGGCUGCAGAACGGGCAGCCAAAGAAUCUUUACGCAGUUUGAUGGUCUUCACUAAUCGUUUACGAGAUAAUUUUGGCAAGGAACCAGCAGCAAUGGAGAUGCUACUGAAGAUGUUAUACGUGCGAAGAAUGGCUGCAGACCUUGGAAUACAUCGCAUUCGAAUCCGUGGGUUAUCUGUCAUCAUGGAAACGAACAUGAGUUCUGAAGCUUUUGAAAUGAUUGCUAGCUCAAUUACGUCGGAGUCCGUACGGUCAUCUUUGACCUUCGAUACUGGUCAUAUCGAGAUGCAGGGUCUUAUUGGACUGCCGCAAGAACGGCAGCUGGAACGAGUAUUCUGUUGUUUGGUUGAUAUGGUCAAUAGCCUCCCUUCGUUUGUAAAAUACAUCUAAUCAAUAUUUCAAAAGAAUGGAGAGAAGAUUCUGAGUACAAUACAGUCUAGAAGUACAUUCUUGGGCAGUCAGUUUAUUCUUCUACACUGGACUUGCUGUGUUCCUGGCAAUUUUAUCUAUGCCAGUUCGCGCGUCUGGUAUUCUGUACAGUACAAGAGCAUUUUGCUGGCACCCAAUGUACAUGCCGUUGCUAAUUCUACGCAGUGGCGAUUCGUUUGAUGAGUUCUAUGACAGGCUACAGAUGAGUGUCACCUUGUUUGUCUCUCUGCGUCUGACAUCUCAUUUUUUGGGAGUUAUUAAUCCGAGGUUCUAACCUUGGUCUCAGAAGCCCAAGGUUGUCAGAGCAAGAAUCACUACGAGUUUUUAUUACGAAGAAUGCCCAAAAGAUUAUCCGACAGUUUUGGUUGUGGUUGGAACCCGGCCUCUCAUUGCCGUGCCAUCUCAGUGCAUAAAGAUAUGUAAAACAUCAGUACAUUUUUUAGAGUAAACAUAAUGAUAGAUUGGGACGUGAACGUACAGGUGAAUAUCUACGGCACGAGCGAUGAUUUUCAUUCUGGAAUAAAGUCUAAGUGAGCGAGGCUGGGGAAUGA